AAAAUCAUCCAAUUCAUCCAAUUUCAAAUUUUUUGCCAAUAAACUAGAAUUUUGUUAAAUCGCCGAAAAAUAAGAUAAUUGUGAAUUACGAAAAUGAGUGUCUUAUUCAACAACAACAAUCUACGUUUUAUAGAUCACAGAGAUUUCUUGGCGAAUAUUUAUAAAAACGUCAACAGUGAGCUAGCCGAAAACCAAAACUUAACUUUCAACAAAAAGUUAUUUUGUAUUAAAAGUACUACCAAUAAUUUAAUAAUAAAUAAGAAGAGAUCACGAGAAAGCGAUCAGAUAUUGGAAGAAGUAACUAAAGUAAAACAAAUGUACAAUGAACUCAUAGCAAAAUUACCAUCAGAAGUAAAAGUAGGUGUAAGCCAAAAGUAUGAUUUAUUAGAAACCUCACUGGUUAGAGAAUUAGCGCAGAAGCACUUUGAAUCAACAAUAUUUCAUCAUCAUGGAUUGAGUGGAGGCAAUAAUUCGGACACUCCUCUGAAAUGUAAGAUUAAAGAUGACUGCUUUUUGAUACCACAAAAUUCCAGAUUCUUCUGUGGUUGUGUGAAAGAGCAAUGUGCAAAAUUAAAUGGCAAUAAGUUUGAUAUAAUGAUAGCUGACCCUCCCUGGUGGAAUAAAUAUAUCCGAAGGUUAAAAGGAGCUAAUAAUAAAUUGAGUUACUCUAUGAUGUAUAAUGAAGAGAUAGCAUCAAUACCUGUACAAGAUCUCCUCUCAGAAAACUGCCUUAUUGCUGUAUGGUGUACAAACGCACUAAGCAACAUAAAUGCAAUCAAAAACCUCAUAUUCCCUAAAUGGGGUGUGGAGUAUGUCACAACUUGGUAUUGGUUGAAGUUAACAAUAGAUUUGAAACCACUCUGUGAGUUUGGUAGUGGGUGUAAGAAGCAGCCAUAUGAAAGGAUUGUUAUAGGAAAAGUUGGCAAUGUGUGCGUGCCCAGUGACCUCUUGGUGGCUAGCGUACCAAGUGCAUUGCAUUCACAUAAACCUCCAUUACUAGAUCUCCUAACACCAUGCAUUGAUGAAGAAAACCCACAGAUCCUAGAGUUGUUCGCACGCUACCUCCUUCCCAAUACGACCAGUGUGGGCUACGAGCCUUUGAAAUGGCAACAUUUAUCCCUGUACGAAGAAGCUGUUGAUGUUACAUAAGUA
Maniola jurtina (meadow brown) is the source of this 1152-nucleotide messenger RNA. RefSeq names its product N(6)-adenine-specific methyltransferase METTL4 (gene Mettl4). The transcript is spliced from 5 exons. Gene Ontology annotation, cellular component: nucleus; RNA N6-methyladenosine methyltransferase complex. Bases 94 to 1149 code for a protein of 351 amino acids. Gene Ontology annotation, molecular function: methyltransferase activity; nucleic acid binding. NCBI's taxonomy places the organism in Eukaryota, Metazoa, Arthropoda, Insecta, Lepidoptera, Nymphalidae. The record is from RefSeq and is a predicted model, not a curated record.